AUGACGACAAUGGAUCUUCGUGUCGGUAAUAAAUACCGCAUCGGCCGCAAGAUUGGUUCCGGAUCUUUCGGUGACAUCUACCUCGGUACCAACAUCAUCUCGGGCGAAGAAAUCGCCAUCAAGCUCGAGAGCGUCAAGGCAAAGCACCCCCAGCUCGAGUACGAGGCCCGAGUCUACAAGUCGCUCGCAGGUGGUGUUGGCAUUCCAUUUGUCCGCUGGUUCGGUACCGAAUGCGACUACAACGCCAUGGUUCUCGAUCUCCUGGGACCCAGCUUGGAAGAUCUCUUCAACUUCUGCAACCGCAAGUUCUCAUUGAAGACAGUUUUGCUACUCGCCGACCAACUCAUCUCUCGUAUCGAGUAUAUCCACGCCAAGUCGUUUAUUCACCGUGAUAUCAAGCCCGACAACUUUCUGAUGGGCAUCGGCAAGCGCGGUAACCAAGUCAACGUUAUCGAUUUUGGUCUCGCCAAGAAGUACCGUGACCCCAAGACUCACUUUCACAUCCCUUACAGGGAGAACAAGAACCUUACUGGAACUGCCCGUUAUGCAUCUAUCAACACCCACUUGGGUGUCGAGCAAUCUCGCCGUGAUGACAUGGAGUCCCUCGGCUAUGUCAUGCUUUACUUCUGCCGUGGCUCUCUCCCCUGGCAAGGUCUGAAGGCAGCGACCAAGAAGCAGAAGUAUGACAGGAUCAUGGAGAAGAAGAUGACCACUCCCACCGAGGUUCUCUGCCGCGGAUUCCCCAACGAGUUCGCCAUCUACUUGAACUACACCCGUUCUCUGCGCUUCGACGACAAGCCCGACUACAGCUAUCUUCGCAAGAUUUUCCGUGAUCUGUUUGUCCGUGAGGGAUUCCAGUACGACUACGUUUUCGACUGGACUGUGUACAAGUACCAGAAGAACGCUCAGGCAAUUCGCCAGGGUGAGGAUAAGCAGGCCCGUGAGGACCCGUCCCAACAGGCCCAGGCGGGCACUGCUGCUCAAUCCAGCCGCCCUCGCAACAAGAACCUGAUUCCCGGCGAGGAUACCCCCAACACCAGAGGUGCCGUCGGCGGCAGCGACAGGAUCUCCCUUCAAGAGAUAUCCCCAUUGAGCUAUGCGUUCAUCGGGGGUCCCUUGUUGGCCCCGUUCCUCUCGCGAUACGAAGAGGCGCUCAACAUAGCAGCCGUCAAGAUCAAAUCCACCCCCUCGACCCCCGCCACGCCGGCAUCUGCCACCGUCGAAGACGAUCGCAACGAUGCAGCCUCGCCGGCCCCGGACGCGGAGGAAGAGCAGCAGUCGCCCUUGCUGAGCCCGCCGUGGAGAAAAGCCCGCCGAGCGCGGGGGCCCUACACGCUCGUAAAGCAGCACAAUGUCGGUAUGACCGCCAUCAUGCUCUUUGCGCUGCAGCCGUCGACCAUCUCGAGCGUCGAGCUGGCAGAGGUUGGGUUUGGCACGCUCGACAUGGGCAACAAGGGCGCCGUGGCUGUCCGUUGCAUCUUCACCCCGCGCGGCAGCUCCUCGGCCGGCAGCGGCGACGGCGCCUUUACGCAGCUCACGCUGGUGGCCACGCACCUCGCGCCCAUGGAGUGGAAUCUUAAGAGGAGGCACGCCAACUGGCAGAGCAUCUGCUCGGCGCUCUUGUUUGGCGACCCUGUGGCUACGAUCAAAGAGGUUGCUAGGCCCGAGGACCAGGACGUGGUGUCGGGUCUACUGAGGCGGCGUUCCACCGGCAGGGUCUCUGACAGCGCAGCGAGCCCGGCGCCGACGGCCGAGGAGGAGGCCGAAGCUGAGGCGUUGCUGCGGGAGGCUGAGGAGCAAGAUCGGGUCCUGGCGGGCCACAUGCGCGAGGCGCUGCGCGACAUGACCAUCUUUAGGCCCGGCAGCCAUGUGUUUGUCGCUGGAGACCUGAACUACCGCACGUCGGACAAGUCCCCCAAGAAGGAAGACAGGUUUCCGAGCUUCGAUCCCGAUUCUCCCGAUCACUGGCCCACGCUCCUGGAGAGAGAUCAACUUAACAAGGAGAAGGCGGCGGGCAGGGUGCUCCGCUGCUUCACCGAAGAGGACAUUUCCUUCCCACCGACGUACAAGUACGACGUGCUGCACUCGACAGACGGCGCAAUCAACGAAGUUGAAGCCAGGGAGGCCAUGGAGCGCGGGGAGGGCGAUCUGGUCGUGCCGUACCGCUUUGCUAAGCACAGGUGGCCGAGCUGGACCGAUCGGGUGCUGUACAUGGAAGUGCCCGAGUUUGCCAAGCACGACGGCCAAGGCGAGGAGGACCACCACACAUUUGAGGUCCGCGCGUACACCUCCAUGCCGCUGAUGCGGUCCUCGGACCAUCAACCCGUGUUUCUGCGCCUCGAUGUACCCAUCCUGACGCCCACGGAGUUGGGCAGGGAAGUGGCCAAGGCCAAGGGCGUGGCCGGCCAGGUGCUGGACUCGUCGCGAGAAGAUGGAAAAGUCGGAGGAGGCGCAGCAGGGGGCAAAGAUGGAAGCUCCGACAGCGGCGACUCGGCAGCGCAGGACCAAGACGUGCGCAUCCGCCUCCCAUACCCGCUCGACAUACACGCCACGGCGCGCCGCCAAGUAGCCAGGUCCCGCGAGUUUGUGUCGGGCUGGACCAUGCUGCUGUGGUGCACCAAGGAGGGCGCGGCCGCGCUCGGUUCGCUGGCCGUGUUGACCCUGGGCACGUACUGGCUGUACCAAGUGCUCUAG
Pyricularia pennisetigena is the source of this 2694-nucleotide messenger RNA. RefSeq lists its product as uncharacterized. Bases 1 to 2694 code for a protein of 897 amino acids. Gene Ontology annotation, cellular component: nucleus; cytoplasm. The record is from RefSeq and is a predicted model, not a curated record. Gene Ontology annotation, biological process: signal transduction; peptidyl-serine phosphorylation; endocytosis. The transcript is spliced from 4 exons. Gene Ontology annotation, molecular function: ATP binding; phosphatase activity; protein serine/threonine kinase activity. Lineage: Eukaryota; Fungi; Ascomycota; Sordariomycetes; Magnaporthales; Pyriculariaceae.